AAAAAACAAAUAAAAAAAGAUGAUCAAGUAUUGGAUUUCUGGUGGAAGAAGUGUUUUGCAUGUAUCAAAGGCUGAUUAUCAAAAUGGUGCUAUUAACAUGUUAAGGGCUAGUAGCUUCUCGUCUGCCAGCCAUAAUCCUAAGAACAUUCAUAGCAACAAAGUCGAUGCACCAUUUGCAACAGCCGAGACUAAGGUCGCCCCGAGGACAACAUCAGUUGAGGAUCCCGUUGAGGAUCCGUUUGACAACUACAAUAAAAAUAACAAAGACGGUAGCAGCAGGAGUACAACCGAAGACGCGGCUGAUUACAUGGCGGAUAAAGCAAAGAAAGGAAGCAAGGGCGUUGUUGAAACCGCCUUGGACGUGGGGGAGAAACUCGCAGAAGGAGUGGAGCAAACAUUCGGUACAGUCAAAGAGACUACUAACAAGGUUAAAGAGAGUGUGUUAGGUGAAUACGACGAAGAUGGUGGUUAUAAUUAUAACAGAGCUGAUAAUGUUGAUGACAAUGAUGAUCAUGGAAAAGUUGAUAAACAUGUUGACGAUUUGAGGAGGAAAGCGGGCGGUUAUGAUUUGAGACGACCUCACUAAUUUUUAGCUUUGGGUGUAUGUAGGCAGUGUAGCAUGGUGAUUGCUGUAUUACCAACAAGUCAACUUUAAUUGGAACUUGUUUGUCCAUUUAUUUUGGCAUGUUUGACAUAAUUGAAUAGUUACACAAGUUAAUGUUUGA
Spinacia oleracea (spinach) is the source of this 725-nucleotide messenger RNA. RefSeq lists its product as uncharacterized. Bases 20 to 586 code for a protein of 188 amino acids. The record is from RefSeq and is a predicted model, not a curated record. NCBI's taxonomy places the organism in Eukaryota, Viridiplantae, Streptophyta, Magnoliopsida, Caryophyllales, Amaranthaceae. The transcript has 2 exons.